Lecanosticta acicola is the source of this 2495-nucleotide messenger RNA. The record is from the annotation of a GenBank genome assembly. Lineage: Eukaryota; Fungi; Ascomycota; Dothideomycetes; Mycosphaerellales; Mycosphaerellaceae.
AUGGCGGCGCUCGGCGAGGACCUGCUCAACGUCGUCAACAAGCUUCAGGACCUGGUCUUCAACACUAUCGGCAACGACUCCCUGGAUCUCCCUCAGAUCGUACGUCCCGAGCGAAGUUCGUCUACGCACCGCUCAGCACUCCUUACUGAUAACGCCUAGGUCGUCGUGGGGUCGCAAUCGUCUGGAAAGUCCUCCGUUCUCGAAAACAUCGUGGGAAGAGAUUUCCUCCCCCGUGGAAGCGGAAUCGUCACCAGGAGACCUCUGAUUCUCCAGCUCAUCAACCUUCCCUCCGAACGCAGCGACAAGCCUGACGAUCAUGAAGUACACGUACCGCACACACCUGCAUCCGUGGCAGGUCAAGAUGAGUGGGGAGAGUUCAACCACAUGCCAGGGCGCAGAUUCUACGAUUUUCAAGAGGUGAAGCAGGAGAUCGAGAACGAGACAUCGCGGAUAGCGGGCAGCAACAAGGGGAUCAACAGGCAACCCAUCAACCUCAAAAUCUACUCUCCGCAUGUACUGAGUCUGACGUUGGUCGACCUGCCUGGUUUGACCAAGGUUCCGAUUGGAGACCAGCCAACAGACAUCGAGAAGCAAACAAGGAACCUCAUCACCGAAUAUAUCGCGAAACCAAACAGCAUAAUCCUCGCCGUCUCUCCAGCUAAUGUGGAUCUUGUCAACUCAGAGGCCUUAAAACUCGCGCGGCACGUAGAUCCCACCGGCAAGCGGACCAUUGGUGUGCUCACCAAGCUGGAUUUGAUGGACCACGGCACGAAUGCCUUGGAUAUCUUGUCUGGGCGCGUCUAUCCGCUGAAACUGGGGUUCAUUGGCGCCGUCAACCGAUCACAACAGGACAUCCAAGGGAACAAGUCCAUGUCUGAUGCCUUAAAUGCGGAGCGCGAGUUUUUCCGUAUGCAUCCAGCUUACAGGAACAUCGCUACACGAUGCGGUACCCAGUUCCUGGCGAAGACUUUGAAUCAGACUCUGAUGCAGCACAUCCGAGAACGACUUCCGGAUAUCAAAGCGCGCCUCAACACGCUCAUGGGCCAAACGCAGCAGGAGCUAGCCUCGUAUGGAACUGACGCGUUCACUGGGAGGGAGCACCGCGGAUCGCUCAUUCUCCAACUGAUGACUCGAUUUGCCACCUCGUUCAUUUCCUCCAUCGAUGGUACAUCUUCAGAGAUCAGCACCAAGGAGCUCUGCGGUGGUGCAAGAAUAUACUACAUUUUCAACUCGGUGUUUGGAAACAGUCUCGAAACUAUUGACCCGACGCAGAAUCUCUCAUCUCUCGACAUUCGGACCGCCAUCCGCAACUCAACCGGGCCGCGACCUUCUCUGUUCGUACCUGAAAUGGCCUUCGAUCUGUUGGUCAAGCCACAGAUCAAGCUUCUCGAAAUCCCUAGCCAGCGAUGUGUCGAGCUUGUGUACGAAGAGCUUAUCAAGAUCUGCCAUACAUGUGGUUCGAACGAAUUGUCGCGAUAUCCUCGGCUGCAGGGCAGACUCAUCGAAGUUGUCUCCGAUCUAUUGCGGGAGCGACUUGGACCCUCGUCAUCUUAUGUAGAAAGUCUCAUUUCUAUACAGCGCGCUUACAUCAACACCAACCAUCCGAACUUCUUGGGCGCUGCAGCCGCAAUGAGCAGCGUGAUGCAGGACAAACAUGAGCGAGAGAAGAAAGCUGCGGCUGCCGAGGAGAAGCGGAAACGGGAUGCCCGUAAGAAGAAGGAGCAACUCGAAGGUGUGAACGGAACUCACAAUCCUGAAGAGGACGAAACGGAGCAAUCGAGUGUACUACCAUUGAGAAACGCGGCCAAGACCAAGGAGAGCCGAAGUAUGAGUCCAGCACUUGGGAGAGAUGGUCACAGAAUUGGCCAUAACGCAAGCGCAUCGAACGGUGCUUCUGGUGGGGGCAAAGACUCGUUCUUGAACUACUUCUUCGGUAAAGAAAGUGGACCCAGUUCGGGAGCGCUGCCAGGACAAAGUGCGGCCGGCGCAUUACACACUGCUGCAUCGCGGCACGUAAGCCAGAAUAUUGAACCCAGCAUAAGCGCCAGCUUCAGGCAUGGUGACACGCGGCGCCCGCCAGUACAAGAAAAGCCCGACUUUGAAGAACUAGAGAAGGAUGAUGGUGCUUUGGUAAGGCAAGAUUCUUGGAACAUAUACGUCUCUGUACUAAUUUUGACCUGCAGGAUGAUCCUACCGGACCGGCGCUCACCGAGCGAGAAUCUCUCGAAACCGACCUUAUCCGCCGUCUGAUCAGCAACUACUUUAAUAUCGUGCGCGAGACCAUUGCCGACCAAGUACCAAAAGCGGUCAUGCAUUUGCUGGUCAAUCAUUCGAAAGACGCUGUCCAGAACCGUCUGGUGUCCGAGCUAUACAGGGAAAGCCUGUUUGAGGAACUACUGUACGAGGAUGACGGCGUGCGAGAAGAGCGGGAGAAAUGCGAGAAAUUGCUAAGCACAUACAAAGAGGCCAGCAAGAUUAUUGGCGAAGUGCUAUGA